CGCACACUUUUGAGGAAUCUCGCUUGCCUGGGAAUUUCGCUGGGAAUUUAACGACCGUUGGCGAGAGAGCCUCAUUUCAUCUCCGUCUCCAACCCAAUUGACCUCUCGGCCUCCUCUCCUAUUCCUCACCCUGCUAUCUUGCAAAUAUGGCGGAGCAGCUGAUCCUUAAGGGCACCCUCGAGGGCCACAAUGGCUGGGUCACCAGCCUGGCUACCUCUAUGGAGAACCCCAACAUGCUCCUGUCCGGUAGCCGCGACAAGACGCUCAUUAUCUGGAACCUGACCCGCGACGAGACCUCGUACGGUUACCCUAAGAGGUCGCUCCACGGCCACUCGCACAUCGUCUCCGACUGCGUCAUCUCGUCGGACGGCGCCUACGCUCUGUCGGCCUCGUGGGACAAGACCCUGCGCCUGUGGGAGCUCGCCACCGGCACCACCACCCGCCGCUUCGUCGGCCACACCAACGACGUCCUGUCCGUCUCCUUCUCUGCCGACAACAGGCAGAUCGUCUCGGGUUCGCGCGACAAGUCUAUUAAGCUGUGGAACACCCUGGGCGACUGCAAGUACACCAUCACCGAGAAGGGCCACUCCGACUGGGUGUCGUGCGUGCGCUUCUCGCCCAACCCCCAGAACCCCGUCAUCGUCUCGUCGGGCUGGGACAAGCUGGUCAAGGUCUGGGAGCUCUCUAGCUGCAAGCUUCAGACCGACCACAUCGGCCACACCGGCUACAUCAACACCGUCACCAUCUCCCCCGACGGCUCCCUGUGCGCCUCGGGUGGCAAGGACGGCACCACCAUGCUGUGGGACCUGAACGAGUCCAAGCACCUCUACUCCCUGAACGCCAACGACGAGAUCCAUGCACUGGUCUUCUCCCCCAACCGCUACUGGCUGUGCGCUGCCACCGCCUCGAGCAUCAUCAUCUUCGACCUGGAGAAGAAGAGCAAGGUCGACGAGCUCAAGCCCGAGUUCGCUGCCGUCGGCAAGAAGAGCCGCGAGCCCGAAUGCGUCUCGCUCGCCUGGAGCGCUGAUGGCCAGACCUUGUUUGCCGGCUACACCGACAACAUCAUCCGUGCCUGGGGUGUUAUGUCGAGGGCGUAAGAACGGGGCUUCGCCUAGGGGGUUUAUGAUGAUGAUGGGGGGUGGGAAUUCCUUUUUUUUUUUGUUCAACGCUGCGUGGGUUGUGCCGGGAGGGACUCACAAGACGGAUCCAUGGUGGCGGGCGUCAAGGAAUGCUUGUCUUGGUUCGGAUUUUUUUCACACCUUCAUGGACGAUGGAAGACACAGCACAGGAGCAUCAAAAUCAUUUUUUUCUUCAUGGGAGGUCUUGCACAGUCGCAUCACGACGCAUUCUGGUUUAUUUCAAAAGAAACCUCGGCGUUCGGUGUGGAUUUGCUCUGUGCUGUGGAAUAGCCUUCCUUGUCCCUCAUCCGCUGAUACCAAAAAGAGAAAAAAAAACUUGCCAUGAGAGACGACUGCCGUCACUCUUGGAGUGAGAGCAGUGACGAUUCAACUAACUUCUGUUUACGGCGCAAGCAAAGGACCGCUAACCUGACAAGGGGCGAUGCAGUCUUCAGUCUGCAAACAGCCUUACUAGGCGAGUCCAAGAUCGAACGCACUAUGGGCUCUCUGACGCCCCGACGCCGAGCAUUGACUCCAUGGGUCGCGGUGAUUGUAUAAGCUCAAUACAUGCUCAAUCUGGGUGGAAGCCGGGACAGAAUCUCGGAAUCCAUCCGCGGAUCUAACGACAGUGUUUGCAUUCUAUAGGAUAUAUAUACCAUGGGGCUGGGCUUUGACGCGUCCCAAGCCCAGUGAACUGAGCGCCUAUCUAUGGAUAUGCAUCUAUGUCUAGUCGAGAGACGUCUCUGUGCCCAAAAUGAUUUGCACCUUCAUGAAUGCCAAAUGGGGGAGCAAAAAGAAAAGAGGAAAAAAGCCAGCGGGGAAUGGCCGCAAAUCACGCAAGCCUAGUUGGGCUGGGCAGGCGCAGGAUCCGACUCCGGCAGAGCAUGCCCAAGCGCGACGGGCUGGGUCCAGCAGGUGCCCAGGCCGCCCGACAUGGUUGACUCAGACUGGACGAGCCGGUAGGGCUCGGAGGCCGGGGCAUCGGCGGGGCCGUCAUCGGCAAAGUCGAAGACGCGGUAGUCGGCGUUGGAGAACCACCAGCCGCACACGCCGGCACGCAGGAAGCCCGAGUGCGACACGACGGCCACCACCCGCUCCGGGCGCGCGCGCAGGUCCGCGAGGCAAGCCUGCCCGCGGGCCAGGAUGGCCCGCCGGUCGUGCGCGUACGCGGCGCCGGCCGGGGACGUCUUGUCCGGGAAGACGGGGUCGACGGCGGAGAAGUCGACGAAGGGGACUUUCGGGGGGCGGGGUUUUUUUUUUGUUUGUGUGGUGCUAGUUUUGUGAGAGAGGGGUGUAGAUAUUGCAUCAUCAGGGACUCGUACUUACAUUCUUUUGCCAGCGCCUCGAGCGAACUGCCCGUGUCGCAGGGUUUCGCCGAGUUCUCUUUUGUUGGGCGGGAUAGAAUUCAGUGUCGGGUUCAGGCCGCGACUCGGAUCUUCACGGGCACUCUCAAGGUGGGUAGAUACUCACCCUGCCAUCCAGCGUGGGCUACCACGGGCACCUUCCUGCCACCAGGGGGCGGGUCGAUGAGAUAGCCCAGGCCAAUCUGGGCGGUCUGUAUACACCGCCUCAUGGGGCUGACAAUGAUGAGAUCGAUGUCUAGCUUCCUGGGCAGUGUCUCCUGCAAAUGUUUGCACAGGGUUCCGGACUGCUCCCUCCCUAGCUCCGUAAUGUCCGGAUCGGGGAUUUCAUAGUCUUGUGGACAUCGAGUUCAGUUAGCAAGCAGCCCGUGGUGGUUCCCGGGAUGGACGAAGGAGUAAACGGGUGGGUGCACUUAUUGUCAACGUUAUGUAGUGCCUGAGCAUGGCGGAUGAAGAUUAGCUUGGGCGGCAUUUUCGGUCCUUUGUUCUAGGCGAAAGAAGUUUGCUGAGGUGAGGCAGCUCUAGGGAGUAGUUAGGCGGGCUGUGGACUGAAAAGAUGUUGCAUUGGAGUAUGAGCAGCCAAGGUUAUUUUUAUGCUGGACAGCAUGUCAAGCAAGGAUGACGGCUUAUAUACGUUCGUGCAGGCAACAGAAGCGCGUCUUAUGAUGGAGGAAGCCAGACCCGAGUCACCGACAAUGCGGCCUGCUGCGCCCCUCUGCUAGUUUGUCGUGUUAGUUUGUUGGCCAAUUAGCCAA
Gaeumannomyces tritici R3-111a-1 is the source of this 3234-nucleotide messenger RNA. RefSeq names its product guanine nucleotide-binding protein subunit beta-like protein. The record is from RefSeq and is a predicted model, not a curated record. Gene Ontology annotation, cellular component: nucleus; cytosol. Gene Ontology annotation, biological process: rescue of stalled cytosolic ribosome; positive regulation of protein phosphorylation. The transcript has 5 exons. NCBI's taxonomy places the organism in Eukaryota, Fungi, Ascomycota, Sordariomycetes, Magnaporthales, Magnaporthaceae. Gene Ontology annotation, molecular function: protein kinase C binding; ribosome binding; translation regulator activity. The coding region runs from base 147 to 1097 and encodes 316 amino acids.